UUGUCGGAUAUUAGUAAACAAUUGAGGACCUCGCUCAAGGAUAGAUUACAAAGGCGUGCGUUCAAAAACAGUAUGAGAGAACGUGAAAAACUGCCAAUUUACAAGCAUGAAAGGAAAAUUCUUAAAUGCAUCAAAGACAAUGCAGUUACCAUACUAAAAGGAAGUACAGGCAGUGGAAAGUCUACACAAGUUUGCCAGUACAUUUUGGACUAUGCAAUCGAGAGUGACAAGGGAGCUUAUUGCAAUAUCAUUGUGAUCGAACCGAAGCGUAUCUGCGCUUCGACGCUGGCCGAAAGAGUGGCAUCCGAACGCUACGAGUUUCUGGGACAGAGUGUUGGCUACGCUGUGCGCUUCGACUCCAUUCUUCCUCGUCCGUACGGCUCCAUUCUGUUCUGCACUCCAGGUUACUUCUUGAGAAGAGUAGAAAAUGGACUGGUCGGCGUGUCGCACAUCAUAGUGGAUGAAAUCCAUGAGAGAGGUUUGGAAACUGAUUACAUUUUGAUGAUGUUGCGGAUGAUGCUGAAGAGUUGCAGCUCACUGAAAGUGAUUUUGAUGUCUGCUGACGUCAAUAUUGACUUAUUUUCAAGUUAUUUCGAUGGAUGUGCUCAUAUUACUGUGCAUGGAAACUGUUAUCCAGUGAAAGAAUACUUCCUGGAAGAUUGCAUUGAACUGAUCAAAUUCAAAUUCAAUGAUCCCUAUGGCGAAAUCUAUGCAGAAGAGGAUAGCGAUGCAUGCUCGUCAUUCGGACAGAGCCAUGAAGAUGUGAGCGAAUGCGGAGUGCUGGACAGCUCAGCCUACUCUACACAAACAUUGCAAACGUUGGCCUGCUAUGACGAGCAAGCCAUCAGUAGUGAGCUGAUUGAGGCUAUCAUUGUGUGGACCAGAGAGCAAAACAUCAACGGUUCAAUACUGGUUUUCUUACCAGGAUGGGGUGACAUAAGCAAAGCUUCAGGACAUCUGAGUAGAUCGAUCAAUAGUGCCAAUUAUUGUGUUCUGCCUCUACACUCUAAAAUCAAGGGUCCUGAGCAAAAGCAAGUUUUCCUGCCAGCUCCUCCUGGAAAGACAAAAGUUAUUCUUUCGACAAGCCUUGCUGAAUCGUCUGUAACAAUUGAUGAUGUGAUUUGCGUGAUUGAUAGCUGUAAAUCGCGCAUUUCAAUUUCGCAGGACAAUUUGUCCUUCAAAUUUGUGUCUGAGUGGGCAUCGAAAGUGAAUCUCAACCAGCGAUCAGGCAGAGCUGGGCGAUUGAGGCCUGGAUUUUGCUUCAGACUUUGCACUAAGGCAAGAUAUGAAGAGCUGCCAUUGGAUAUUGAGCCUCAAAUGUCUCGUGCGCCUUUGUACAGCCUUGUACUGUCUCUUAAACUUAUGAAGAUGGGAAACAUCAGAGAUGUCUUGAAUAGCACCUUAGAACCCCCACCUCUCCGUUCCAUUGAAGAAGCGGAACGCUUGUUGAGUGAACUCCAGUGUUUGGAUAGCCGGAUGGAAUUAACUCCAUUGGGUGAAAUGUUGGGCCGACUACCUCUUGAUCCUAGAGUCGGUAGAAUGCUGUUGAUGAGCACCCUGUUCGAAUGCCCGUCUCAAAUAUUGAAGAUUGCUGCAUAUGCUUCAGUUCAGGAGGAAUUAUUCGAUAAACCUAGUGAAGAUAUGAAAAUGAUUGGAAAGCAGCGAUACAGCGACCAUAUUGCAGUGCUGCAAGUCUUAUCGUCUAGAGAGAAUUUGAGUAACAUUCAGGAGUAUUACCAAACCAACUCUCUCAACUUGCUUGAUGAUAUUUUAAGGAUUGAGGAUCAACUCUUCACAAGGAUGUGCGGGUUUGGCUUUGAUGUACCAUCGAUUCAUGACUCCAUGGAUGAUAAACUUGACAUUGUAACUGGUCUUUUGUGCCAAGCAUUUUAUCCGAAUGUUUGUGCAGUUAAACCAAAGCUUAAAAAACGAGUUUUCCAGCCAAAUGGCAAGUUUGGACUGAUCUCCGGCCGGUCCUUGAUUGGCUACUCUGAUAUUGAUUUCAAUCCUCCGUUCCCGAUUUUCAUUUUUGGGGAGCAGACUGAAACUUCGAUAAAUGUGUGCAAAAACUUGACAAUGGUCAGUCCGAUUCAUCUAUUGUGCUUCACAAACUGCAAAGUUGUUUAUGAGAACGGAGUGGUGAAGAUUGAUGACUGGUUACCGUUGAAGAUGGACCGUGAUGCGGCCGCUGCCCUCAUGUGCGUGAGGCAGAUGAUCGAGAAGGCGCUGCAUGAUGUCGUCUCCCAUCCGUCCGCUGCCCGCAAAGCUGCCCACCAAAGGUUAGCAACUGUUGUCAAACAACUUUGCGAAACCGAUUUCGAUUUGUGAAGAAUUUGAAAAAACAACCAAAACCAGCCAAAUCAACUGGUUUCAGGCUCGAAAAGUCGCCAAACAAUAUUGUUCAAUCUGAGUAUUAUUAUUAAUCUGUUUGAAUAUUUGUUCGAUUAAUGCAGAAGAGUCUAUUAGAAGUAUCUAAUAAUUACUAACUAAUUUUCUCUCCAUUCAGGAGAACACUCCAAUCAUUAAAACACUCAAGUGCGCCUUUAAAUGAAGUCAGUACCUUUUUAAUUGUUACGGGAACUUACCAAAAAAUAUAACUUUCUCAUAAUGUGUUCAUCAUGAUAGAUUAGUUUUUGAAUAUGAUAAUUUUUAGGCUCAGAGUACAAUUAUAGUGAAAAAUAGGAACUUACACUUAUUUUAGAAGACUGUUUUUCAAGUUCAGAUAGGAUUUAUUUUUACAUGUCUUUUGUUUUUCGAGUAUUAAUCGCUUAUCAAUCUAAUCUUAAUCAAUCAGUCCCAGUUAGAUCAUUUAUUCAAUUAAUGCAUCUGUUGAUAAGGUCAUUCUGUAUCUGUUAAUAAAGUCUGUCUAUCCUUUACUGCCAGUUGUAAAGGAAAAUAUAUGAUUUAUUUUUACCUGUCUAUUGGUUUUCGAGCAUUAAUAGCUUAUGAAUCUAAUCUUAAUAAAUCAAUCAAUGAAUCUCAUUUAGAUCAUUCAUUCGAUUAAUGCAUCUGUUAAUAAUGUUAUUCUCUAUCUGUUAAUGAAGUCUUUCUAUCCUUUACUGCCAGUUGUAAAGGAAAAUUGUUGUCUUUUUAUAAUAUUUUUCUACUUUUCCAUUGAGAAAUAAAAUUGUUCAAAUAUACUGAAA
Messenger RNA from Nilaparvata lugens (brown planthopper), 3146 nucleotides. Its product is annotated as ATP-dependent RNA helicase A-like. The transcript has 14 exons. NCBI's taxonomy places the organism in Eukaryota, Metazoa, Arthropoda, Insecta, Hemiptera, Delphacidae. Bases 73 to 2328 code for a protein of 751 amino acids. Gene Ontology annotation, cellular component: intracellular anatomical structure; nucleolus; ribonucleoprotein complex. The record is from RefSeq and is a predicted model, not a curated record. Gene Ontology annotation, molecular function: RNA binding; 3'-5' DNA helicase activity; ATP binding. Gene Ontology annotation, biological process: positive regulation of transcription by RNA polymerase II; regulation of mRNA processing.